Messenger RNA from Aricia agestis (brown argus), 2056 nucleotides. Its product is annotated as integral membrane protein GPR180-like. The record is from RefSeq and is a predicted model, not a curated record. Gene Ontology annotation, biological process: G protein-coupled receptor signaling pathway; response to pheromone. The coding region runs from base 168 to 1739 and encodes 523 amino acids. The transcript is spliced from 7 exons. Lineage: Eukaryota; Metazoa; Arthropoda; Insecta; Lepidoptera; Lycaenidae.
UAUCCAGCAGGCAGCAAAAUGUUUUUAGUUUUUAAUUUUAUGCAUUUUAUGAUUCGACUUUGUGUUUAUAACUAAAUAAUAAAUAUGAAAUGCUAUUAUUAGUCUCGUUUAUAUAUAAGAAAUUUUUAACCAUAAUGUUGUGUUCUCGGCUGUUGAAAUGCUAAUUGAUGAAAUAUUUUGACGUCAAAAUGUUUUUCGGAAAAUCUAUUCUACUUUUAUUUUCCAUAUUAUGCCGUGUAUCUGCUACACAUAUUAAAGGCGAAUUCUCAACCCAAGACUUUUUCAAGUUCCUAGUCAAAUUUGGCUUUCAAAAAACGGAUAUACACUUCCAGAAGGAAACAUAUGGCUAUAUAUUUGGGAAUGUUACUGCUAUGGAACAUUUUAAAUAUCCCAUAACAUUUGCAGUGUUGGAUAGGAAGCAUUUCCUGCAUUAUUAUAAGAGUCGUGAUAUUGUAAACAAAGAGCUAGCAUGUCAAACCAUGUUCCAACAACUUAAUAGCUCAGCUUAUCAUCCUAAAUGUAAUGCUUACGGUCAAGACCUAUUCCGGAGGAUACCCUGUCCCCAAGGUAAAUUGUGUAUAGAUGAAGACAUGCCGUGGAAUGUAAUAAAAUACAACCAAUUUACAUAUGUUAUUCAGAAUACUGGUCAGCCUAGAUUUUGGUAUGUGUCAAUGGUGGCUUGCUACUUGGAUGAAGUAACCUGUACAUGGCAUCACUACACAGGGGCUCCAACACCAGAUAACAAGACACUAACAAAAACUCCCCAAACUUUACAGUAUGAUUUCUGGCUUGUAAAUGGGAGCCCCAACUUGUCACUUUAUAAUACCAUGUUGUAUCAAUUCUCAUUUGAUAGACAGAAUACACUGGAGCUGUAUUUAGUGUUUUGGCUGUGUUACAUUAUUCUCUUGCCAGUGCAAAUUUAUGCAGUUCGAACUCAGAGUCAUCCGGUGACAAAAUUGUUUACAUCCAGCCUGGUACUGGAGUUUAUAGCACUGUGCUUCAACGUGUUGCACACUGUCAAGUUUGCGGCUGAUGGAGUAGGCUUUCCUGGACUGGCAGUUGCUGGUGACAUUCUUGAUAUCAUGAGUAGGACAUUGUUUAUGCUCCUACUUUUAUUAUUAGCCAAAGGUUGGGCUGUCACAAGGCUGGAGCUAACAUACAAACCAUUAGUUUUCGGAGUAUGGAUGGUAUAUGGUAUAGUCCACAUAUUGCUUUAUGUGUGGAACACUACUGAAGUAGAUAUAAUAGAAGAGAUAGAUGAAUAUCAAACAUGGCCAGGAUGGCUUGUGCUCACACUAAGAGUGGCCAUCAUGACCUGGUUUGUGUUGGAGCUGCGAAAUACGAUGCUCUAUGAACACAAUAUGGCUAAACUGAACUUCCUCCUACACUUUGGAGCAUCCAGUCUGGUCUGGUUUGUGUACCUACCGAUUAUUGCUUUAAUAGCACUCCAAAUAAGCCCCCUGUGGAGGUUUAAAUUUAUUAUAGGUAUAACAUAUUCCGCUGACUGUCUGGCAUUUUGUGUUAUGGCACAUCUGUUAUGGCCAACUCGCUCAGAACAAUACUUGCUGCUGACACCACCAAACUAUACAGCUGGUAUUGAAGAGCUAGACGAGUUCGACGAGUCGCCCCACGUUGUCCACAGCGAUACAGUCGCGUUGACCACAGAAGAGAGUAUCAACGCUGAUGAUGAGGAGGUGAUAUUCACGAGACCACAGAAAAACGGAUCGGUCUUCUCAUAGCGACCUACGUGAGAAGCUGAAGUUACUCGCUCACGGGCAUGGCAUAUAAUAUGAUACUCGGCUAAUUCUAGGUGGUAACUAGGGGUGGUGGCUGAUGUUUGAUGGAAAAGUAAGUGUUUGUUUUAUUCAUCGGUAGCAAAACUGUAGGGUGCGUUUUACGUACAAAAGAGUGAUAUCAUGCUGUGAAGAUUGUGCACUGCGAGAACAUUAAAAAAGUAAAGUCAUCAUCCUUACAAUUUACGUGAUGUUUCUAUGAAUUUAUUAAUUUCAAUAUAUACUUAAUAUAAAGAUUAUUAUGAUGUAAGGCUGCGAAAAAA